Messenger RNA from Lactuca saligna, 819 nucleotides. The record is from the annotation of a GenBank genome assembly. Lineage: Eukaryota; Viridiplantae; Streptophyta; Magnoliopsida; Asterales; Asteraceae.
AUGGUCGAGGGACUUGAAGCUAAUUUAUAUAAUCAUUUUGUGGGUCUUCUUUGGGGCAAUGGUGAUUCAGCUUAUCUAUCUAAGUUGGAUUUUCCAGUUGAUACCGAAUGGGAGUCUUUCUGCGCUAUCAUAUUAGACAUUUCUGGGAGAGAUUGGAAAAAUCCUCAGAUACAUUCAGGUUCAUCAUGGGAAUUUCUUGUCAACAGCAGCUUUCACGAGAAAUAUUCUAAAUCUCAUUUCAUGAGUGGAUUUUCUCGUAGAAUAUCACUUCAAAGUGAUCAAUCAUGUAUUGCUUCUCAACACCUGGAUACUUCCCACACAGUUGAAUCUUUAUUAGAGAUUAUUGAUUUACUACAUGCAGUGUAUGAAAGUCUGAAACUUAAUCAUCUUCGUAAAAGUUAUCUCGUAUAUCCAUUCUAUUUCAAGGAUCUAGGGCAUCUUGUUGCUUUGUUAUUGAAAGCUGCUCAGAAGUUUCUAAAAGAUGGUGACAAGGUGAAACUAAUAGUGAAAUUGAAGGGACGUGAAAGCGAGUUAAAAAAUAAUGUGAUUGAUCUUAUUAGAUGUUUCCGUGAUGAUGUAGGGGAGGUAAAGUUGAUGGAAGAAAGGAAUAUGAAGCCACUUGAUUCAAAUCUUGCAACAUUAUCGGCAAGAUGCAGUAAAGACUUGGAGUUGAAUUUGGCUAAGUCAUUCUUGAGUGAGAUGGGCCAAUGCACAACUGCUUAUCCAUAUAAUCAGCUGCUUGGAGCAUUAGUCUUAAAGAAUUAUGAAAGACAACAUGCAACUUUACUUAGUUGGAAUUUGAUGUACGGAGUAGAUUAG